AUGUCUGUGCCGAAGAGCGAACACAAGGUAAGAAAAUAGAUUUAUUUUUCCACUUUGAAUUGGUCAAUCGAGGAUGGAAUUGACGGCAACUCUCGCUCGCGUUUGACUGUGACACGAGAAUGACCAUGAAACUCUCAUAUCGACUCUCCCUUGCAAUUGAUAUUUUACUAUAAUUGAUUUAUAUAUAUUUAUAUAUUUUGCAUUUGUUAAGGUGUACAUGUACAGGAAUGAUUUUAAGGCUAUGUGUGCUGAGGUCCACAAACAUCAGCAUAUCAACAGGAGGAAAUUUGUUCGGUCUGUGGACGACUCCGGGUUGUGCUGUAAUUCGUCUCGUCCUUGGCCCUGGUCAGGAUUGCAAGCGAACAUCCACCUCGUUUCAUCAAGAUUCAGAAUAUGUGGCUUUUGUUGGUCGCUUUGUCAACGAGCAACACAUGUUAUGCCAUAUUGGAGAAUGGCGUUCCCACCACAGUCUGAUUUUAGACAAACCUGGUGCUGAAGACGAAAUCGCCAUCAGACGUAACUUCCGUCAAGACGUGUCGAAAUUUUUGUUCAUCAUUGCAAACAAUUAGAAACGGUGAUAGUGUGCUGUCUCCGUAUUUCUUCACCGACGGUGGAACACGCUAUGAAAAAGCAGCGUUUGUGGUUUUAGAAUCCAAAAAUCCCUUCUCAAAUGAUGCUAAAAUUUUGGCAAAGAUUGAGCGUGGAGCUGAGGGAAAUCAAGGUCGAGCCUCUUUAACAGGCUCCGGACCCCCACGAAAUACGGGCCCAGAUUCUCAUCAGAAUCAGAACACUAGUCCCACCUAUACGCAGGUCGCCUCAAGAAGUUCCCACAAAAACCCCCAACAAACAGGCUCAAAUUCUCAUCAGAAUCAGAACACUAGACCCACCUAUACGCAGGUCGCCUCAAGAAGUUCCCACCAGAAUCCCCAACAAACAGGCUCAAAUUCUCAUCAGAGUCGGAACACUAGUCCCACCUAUACGCAGGUCGCCUCAAGAAGUUCCCACAAAAACCCCCAACAAACAGGCUCAAAUUCUCAUCAGAAUCAGAACACUAGACCCACCUAUACGCAGGUCGCCUCAAGAAGUUCCCACAAGAAUCCCCAACAAACAGGCUCAAAUUCUCAUCAGAGUCGGAACACUAGUCCCACCUAUUCGCAGGUCGCCUCAACCAAUGGUCAACUUUCUGGGGAGAAUGCAAAUGAUGUUACCCCGACGGACACAUUUUAUACGGAAUCCCCCAAAGGUGUACCAAUACUACCAAACCUUCCAGCAGAUCAUACUUCGGCUCAAACGUCGGCGACUACCGAAUAUGAGAAGGCUAUAACGAAAGAAAUUAUCAUGAAGGACACAUACGAUGAGUUGGAGAAAUUUUUUGGCCAAGAAAAUGUGGAAAUAGAACGAACAAGUUACGAUGACAUAAAUAUGAUUUUUGAACAUGAGUCAUAUCGCUGGAUGGUUUGCUUUCCUAAAACCUUCCCGAAUCAACCAGCGCAGCUUUACCGCGUAUCGAAACGUCGUCAUUUCUCAAGCAGCUCGCCAUGCCCUCAUUAUAACCUUGAGAAACCUCUUACCAAUCAUGUUAACAUACUUCUGUCUAUCAAGAAAAAUUGCCGGUUGACAUGCAAAAUUUGUGAAAACAUCUGCAAAGAAAAUUUAACCUCCGAAGGUGGACCAACCUCCCCGGUAGACUAUACUGCUCAAACAACCGAUAACCCUUCAGAGAAUGGCACAGCUCAAAAUAAAACAGUGAAAGAAAUUAUCAUGAAGGACACUUACGAUGAAUUAAGAAAUUUUUUGGUCAAGGAAAAGUGGAAAUAG
Messenger RNA from Paramuricea clavata, 1818 nucleotides. NCBI's taxonomy places the organism in Eukaryota, Metazoa, Cnidaria, Anthozoa, Malacalcyonacea, Plexauridae. The record is from the annotation of a GenBank genome assembly.